Molecule: messenger RNA, 969 nt
Organism: Tupaia belangeri chinensis (Chinese tree shrew)
Lineage: Eukaryota; Metazoa; Chordata; Mammalia; Scandentia; Tupaiidae
Product: olfactory receptor 10AG1
Exons: 1
Coding region: 19-969 (316 amino acids)
Biological process (GO): G protein-coupled receptor signaling pathway
Cellular component (GO): membrane
Molecular function (GO): olfactory receptor activity; G protein-coupled receptor activity
Source: RefSeq, a predicted model, not a curated record
AAUUUACCAUGUCCACAGAUGGAGAGCAAAUUAAAAAUAGAAGAAUCCAAUAUCACUACAAUAAUGGAAUUUAUUCUCUUGGGGUUUUCUGAUAUUCCUAAUUUCCAAUGGGUUCUUUUUGUAAUAUUUUUAGUCAUCUACCUAAUGAUUCUGAUGGGCAAUAGUAUCAUAGUAUUGAUAACUAUAAUUGACCCUGCUCUCCAGAUCCCCAUGUAUUUUUUCCUUGGCAAUUUUUCCUUUUCUGAAAUCUGUUAUGUAACAGUCACCAUCCCAAGAAUGCUCAUGGACCUUUGGUCUCAGAAAGGACAUAUUUCUUUCUUUGCCUGUGCUACACAGUUGUUUUUUCUCCUUACAUUUGGAGGCACAGAGUGUCUCCUCCUGACAGUGAUGGCCUACGACCGCUAUGUGGCCAUUUGUAACCCUCUCCAUUAUGCUCUAGUGAUGAACCACAAGGUCUGUGUCCAGCUGGUGGCUGCCUCCUGGACCAGUGGAAUUCCAGUUGUAAUUGGGCAAACAUACCAGAUAUUUUCUUUAGAUUUCUGCGGACCUCACACAAUUAACCACUUCUUUUGUGAUAUUCCUCCAAUACUCAAGCUUGCUUGUGGGAACACGUUUGUGAAUGAGUUAGCAAUUUAUGUAGAUGCUGUGGUAUUUCUAGUGGUGCCAUUAUUGCUGAUUGUUGCUUCCUAUGGUACAAUUAUCUCCAACAUUCUGAAAUUGUCAUCAGCCAAAGGGAGGUCUAAAGCCUUCUCUACCUGCUCUUCUCACCUGACAGUUGUAGUGUUAUUCUAUGGAACUGCCACUAUUGCUUAUUUACAACCCAAAACAAAACAAUCUGAAGGAAUAGGUAAGCUAAUUUCUCUCUUCUAUACUGUUUUUACCCCCAUAUUGAAUCCCGUGAUAUAUACUCUGAGGAACAAAGAUGUCAUGAAGGCAGUGAGAAAAUUACUACCCAAGAUAUUGACAUGA